This is a messenger RNA of Dendronephthya gigantea, 1215 nucleotides long. Its product is annotated as protein unc-119 homolog B-like. Bases 133 to 837 code for a protein of 234 amino acids. Lineage: Eukaryota; Metazoa; Cnidaria; Anthozoa; Malacalcyonacea; Nephtheidae. The transcript has 4 exons. Gene Ontology annotation, cellular component: cilium. Gene Ontology annotation, molecular function: lipid binding. The record is from RefSeq and is a predicted model, not a curated record. Gene Ontology annotation, biological process: cilium assembly; nervous system development; lipoprotein transport.
UGGAGAUUGGACGGCGGACGCUUCCUUUCAUGUGCUUUGCAUGUCAAUUUUUUAUUGCCAGCAGUUUAUGGGACGAUGCUCUUGUAAAUCGGCUUGAAAUCUCCUUUUUGGCUGUCAAUAAACUCUUGAGCAAUGAGCAACAAGUCUUCGCUGAGCUCGAACGGCUCGGGAAAAGACAACAAGCCCGGGCAAAAGAAGAAAGGAGGUGGCUAUUUAGCGAGACAAGUUAAAUCGAAAAAGGGACUCACGGAAGAGGAGCUCGCUGGGAAAGAAAAUAUCUCGCCAGAGGAUGUGUUAAGAUUGACUAAAGCCACGAAAGAGUAUCUUUGCGACAGAAAGGCGAAUAUUUACGGCAUCGAGUUUACGAGGUUUAAAAUUCGUAACAUGGACUGUGGAAGGACACUUUUUGAGAUCGCCAAACCGGACGACCUUGAGCUUGCAGGCGACGAAGACGAAGCUCUCGGGGAUGAAGUUGUUGAUGACGAUCCAAAUGCAGGUCGAUUUGUCCGCUAUAAAUUCACGCCGGAUUUUUUAAAGCUGCGAACAGUUGGAGCAACUGUGGAAUUUGUUGUUGGCGACAGUCCUGUCAGCAAUUUUCGUAUGAUUGAACGACAUUUUUUCCAAGACAAAGUGUUGAAAACAUUUGAUUUCUCAUUUGGAUUUUGCAUACCGAACAGCAAGAACACAUGUGAACAUAUCUAUGAAUUUCCCAGCUUGACGAGCGAAGAAAUUCAAGAAAUGGUGAAACAUCCUUAUGAAACAAAAUCGGACAGUUUUUAUUUUGUCGAUAACAAAUUAAUUAUGCACAACAAAGCAGAUUAUGCAUAUAAUGGCUAGGAAUCCAUCUCACUGUGAUAUUUUAACACUUGGAAAUUUUAAUAUAUUUGUAAAUAUAUUGUAGGUGUAGUAUAAAGAUUGCAGUGCGCAUUUACCAUGUAAGAAAUUGCCCAUCGUCAGGGCUGUGGAGGAGGGGGGUUAGUUUCCUACUUUUAGAAGAGAGAAGGGGAAGGGGUGGUAUUGUACAUUUCCUAUUUUCACGAGGGAGAGGGGGUAUGGUAUUGCCCUUGGUCAUUGGCUCCUACAACAGUAGAAAGCCUGUCCACAGCCCUGGUGAUAAUUUGACAGUCAUUUGACUUGAUCUUGAUGUACAUAUUAUUCACUCCAUGGGUUCAAGUGAACAUUUAAAAGACUCGUAACAUGCAGCUGAGUUCAAUU